Oppiella nova is the source of this 329-nucleotide messenger RNA. NCBI's taxonomy places the organism in Eukaryota, Metazoa, Arthropoda, Arachnida, Sarcoptiformes, Oppiidae. The record is from the annotation of a GenBank genome assembly.
UAUUGACGGCAAGGAAUUUAUCGCAACUGUCCGUCAAUGGAGUGGUACUCAUGAAUGGACAGACAGUCAGUCAACAGACCGUUGCAUCCAUUUCCUCGUAUAUACAACAACACGAUUUGUUUCAACCGAUGUUUACAGUCAGAGAACAUCUCAUGUUUCAUUUUAAUUUAACGAAAUGUGCGGAAACACGGAUUGGAGACAACAAACAAUUGAAAGGCAUUUCCGGCGGAGAAAUCAAAAGACUGUCCUUUGCUUCAGAGGUUCUCACAAACCCUUCGCUAAUGUUUUGGUCAGAAAUACACGACUUUUUGUAAUAGUCUUUAAAACUA